Penicillium brevicompactum is the source of this 927-nucleotide messenger RNA. RefSeq names its product oxidoreductase. Bases 1 to 927 code for a protein of 308 amino acids. Gene Ontology annotation, molecular function: dioxygenase activity. The record is from RefSeq and is a predicted model, not a curated record. The transcript is spliced from 3 exons. NCBI's taxonomy places the organism in Eukaryota, Fungi, Ascomycota, Eurotiomycetes, Eurotiales, Aspergillaceae.
AUGACUCGAGAAACUAUAGCGCCCGUUGCUCAGCUCAAGACCAUCAGCUUGAAGGCUCUGAAAGGACGAUGCGCGGAGGAGGUUUCGAAGCUCCUGGAGGCGGCGCAACAGCACGGGGUCUUCUACCUCGACGUGGCUGACGACAUCUUGCUCGAGGAUGUUGUUUACGAUAUUGGUCAGUUGAGCCGCAGCCUCUUCGCCAUGAGUGAGCCAGAGAAAAUGAAGUUUGACGUGGACAAGCUUGGGCCAUACAAGCUCAAUGGCCAGUCGGUCGUAACGUCGGAGGCAUCAAAGGUCAGCGUGAUGGUUUCGAGAGCUACGCGACGGAGAUGGGUAGAUCUCUUCGGCGCACUGCGCUCCCCGGUCAUUGUGGAAUAUCAGCAGCGUGUGGCCGAAUUUCAAUCCAUCUGCUUGGACUUGGCUAAGGUUCUCUUCGAAACGCUCUCCAUCGCCUGUCGAUUGCCCGAAGAGAGCUCAUUCCAGUCCUGUCACUCGACAUCCCCGCUGAACCUGGUGCGCCUGCUGCGGUACCCAGGGGCUAUGGGCGACCAGAACUUCAGCAUCCCCCAGAUAGCGCACACCGACAUGGGGUCGCUGACGUUCCUGUUCACGGACUAUCCAGGUCUCCAGAUCCAGCCGACAGGCUCACCGGAGUGGCUACACGUGAUGCCUCGACCGGGGAAACCAAUCGUGAAUCUGGGUGACGCCAUGAAAAUCCUCAGCAACGGCAAGCUUGAGAGCGUGCUUCACCGCGUAGUCACGGUGCCAGGAGUUCGGGCGGAGGACCGCUAUAGCUUUGCAUACUUGAUGCGGCCGGAACCGUCGACUCUGAUGGCGCCGCUCCCCGGCAUGGGUCAUGCUAGCGGGGAACCUGUGCGCACAUGUGAGGAAUGGGUUUCCAUGAAGUUUCGAGCGCUACGAGCUUGA